Theileria equi strain WA is the source of this 1051-nucleotide messenger RNA. RefSeq lists its product as hypothetical. Gene Ontology annotation, molecular function: histone binding. The record is from RefSeq and is a predicted model, not a curated record. Gene Ontology annotation, cellular component: nucleoplasm. Gene Ontology annotation, biological process: CENP-A containing chromatin assembly; DNA replication-dependent chromatin assembly. The transcript has 7 exons. Lineage: Eukaryota; Apicomplexa; Aconoidasida; Piroplasmida; Theileriidae. The coding region runs from base 39 to 992 and encodes 317 amino acids.
AAUUCCAUUACAUUCGCUAGACACGGAAAGAGGAGGAAAUGUCAGACGCAGAGAAGGAAGGAGAAAUUCCAGAGACGGAAAAGGAGGAGGAAAUCGACUACGACGCGUUUUCCCCUGAGGAGCUCUUUGAGAAGGGAAAAUUCCUCUUUAAGGAGAGAAAAUACGAGGAAUCCGCCGAAUAUUUUUCCAGGGCGCUGGAAAGGAGGAGCGGAGAUGAGCCAAUAGAUCCGUCGCUGCGUGAAAAUUACCUCUGGUUUGCCGACGCUUUGUUGACCAAAGAGGAGCAGAGCGCCGCAAUUUUUUCUUCCGACGUGAAUGGAGGAGGAAAUGAAAACAUCCCAACGGCUGAGAGCGUCAUAACAGCUGCGAAUAACGACGAAUCUCUUGCGUUUGAGUUGUUCCAGCUGGGAUACGAGAGCUACAAGAAACAUUUUGAGACUCUGAAAGAGAAUGUACCAAAGGAGGAAGUCCUGGACUGCUCCUACUGCCUCGUUAGGAUAGGGGACAUGUACUUUACCAAUCAUCAGUUUGAAGAGUCAGCAAAGGAAUACCAGAAUGCGAUAAAACUCCGAGAGGAACACAAAUUACCUGUAAAGCAUCUCGGCUCACUCUACAUUUCCCUUUCUCAAAGCUUGAUGUUUAAUGGGCAGCUAAAAGAAUCCUUGGAGAAUUUCAAAAAGUGUCGAGAUUUACUCCAGGAUUUGGCCAAGGAAUCCGAAGGAGAGGAGGAGAAGAAGAAUGUGGAGAAUACACUUGAAGACGUUUCCAUCCAAAUUGAGGACCUGGAAAAGCUAAUUGAGGCUAACAAGAACAACCAGGGAGCCACCAAGGGAAGUCAGAGCAACGCAGCAUCUUUGGUUCCAAAAACCACGGGGAAUUUGGACGAGAAGCAGUUGGAUUCCACUCAAGUAAAGUCUGUAACCAUUGAUAUUGGUGGAGGAAGUUCCUCUGGGAAGAAACGUAGAAUAGAUUUGACCAAAGUUUACGAGUGAACGCGCACCUUAAUCUGGGGAGGUCCACUUCCUCUGUUACUCAAUAUCUUCCAUAAAUU